AUGUUGCCAGUAGGUCAGUGGAAAUACAACAAAACCUGCUCACAUAACUGGACCUGCUCGGUUUCUACCGAUAGUCCGUUGACAGCGUAUGUUUUACAGACUCUGUUGGCAAAACAAAAGUCAAAUGCGGACACAGAUGGCUACGGUCUUGGUCAGACUCUGUUUGAAAUCUGUUUUGCAGGUUUGAUCGUAUGGGUAAGUAUAUUUUUUGCCGGACACUUUUUAGCGCCAACAAACGGCUGUGUUAAACGCCGAUCGGAAGAAAGUGGAGAUCACGAUGGAUAUUAUUGCGUUUGCAACGAGGUAUAUUGCGACGAAACUCCGGAUGCGAUUAAGCCACUCAAUCCUAGCGAAUAUGUCCUGAUAACAUCGAGCAAAAGUGGUCUAUUCUUCCACGUAUCGAAAGGCACGUUUGACAAUAAGAAGACUGGCGAUCCACUGGGAAAGAUCACUGUAGAUCAAAAGGACGUGUAUCAAGAAAUUUUCGGAUUUGGUGGAGCUGUAACCGAUGCGGCGGCUAUAAAUAUUCAUAAACUAACGUACGAGGCAUCCGAAUACUUGUUGAGAAGCUACUUUGGUCCACAUGGUAUUAAUUAUAAUUUCAUCCGAACGCCAAUGGGUGGCUCGGAUUUUUCAACGAGACCUUACACCUACGCAAUGGUAGAAAACGAUACUACGUUCCAGUACUUCGAUUUACAGACAGAGGAUUAUGUUUACAAGAUACCGAUAAUGAAGCGAGCUCAAGAAUUAAAAAACGGGAAAAUUAAGUUAAUGUCUACGCCGUGGACCGCCAGUCUUUGGAUGAAAACUAAGAAAUCUUGGACACACGAUUCUAAGUUACGUCCGGAAUAUCGACAAGCGUGGGCAGACUAUUUCGUAAGGUAUUUCGAGGCUCAUCGUCGGGAUGGUUUAGAAUUUUGGGGUCUGACGUGCCAGAAUGAGCCAGAAAAUCACAAGUAUAUUCCGCUAAGUGUUAAUCUCAAUGCGAUGACGUGGACAGCCGAGGAAGAGCGUGAUUGGAUCAUCGAAUACUUGGCACCAACCUUGAAAACGAAGAAUUUCGAGCACAUCAAGAUCUUUAUAUUGGAUGAUAAUAGACCGUCGCUUCCUGAGUGGCCAAAAACGGUGUUCCAAAACAAGACAGCAAGAGAUAUUGUCUCUGGAAUCGCACUCCAUUACUAUUUUGAUAGUGAAGUCAGCCCGAGUGUCUUGGACGAAACAAAACAGCUCUUUCCAGAGAAGUCACUGAUAUAUACGGAAGCUUGCACUGGAGUUUACGAAGACAAACACGUAAUUCUCGGUUCAUGGAAACGAGGUGAGGUGUAUGCAGCGAAUAUCAUCGAGAACAUGUCGCAUUGGGUAUCCGCUUGGAUCGACUGGAACAUUGCUCUAAGCACGAGUGGCGGACCUAACUGGAUCAACAAUACAGUUGAUUCCCCGAUAAUAGUCAACAGCACUGCCAAUGAAUUCUACAAGCAACCGAUGUUUUACGUUCUUGGACACUUUUCAAAGUAUGUCCCACCUAACAGCGUGAGAAUCGGCACGACAUCAGACAAUACCGACGGUAUACCAAAUGUUGCGUUUUCCACGCCCGACGGUGGCGUCGUAUUAGUGAUUUUAAAUCUGAACGAAGAAGAGAGGGAAAUUCUGAUCAAUGAUCCGAAGAAAGGGACAACAAAGAUAAAUGUCCUCGGAAAGUCCAUAAAUACUAUGAAAUACUGGUAGAUAUAGCGGAAAUGCAAAGUCCGCCGUAUCGACAGAUACACGAUACGUGUGAGAUGUAAAUUGUAGUUUUUAGUUUUUUAGAUUAGUUAGUCUUCUUGAGUAUCUUAAAUAUACGUGGCGAGUUAAUUUUAUCAAUGUUAAGCCGAUUAAUAAAAAGAAUCGUUAAGUCAUGAAA
Vollenhovia emeryi is the source of this 1900-nucleotide messenger RNA. Its product is annotated as glucosylceramidase-like. NCBI's taxonomy places the organism in Eukaryota, Metazoa, Arthropoda, Insecta, Hymenoptera, Formicidae. The record is from RefSeq and is a predicted model, not a curated record. Gene Ontology annotation, biological process: glucosylceramide catabolic process. The transcript is spliced from 9 exons. The coding region runs from base 1 to 1725 and encodes 574 amino acids. Gene Ontology annotation, molecular function: glucosylceramidase activity.